Molecule: messenger RNA, 2866 nt
Organism: Elgaria multicarinata webbii
Lineage: Eukaryota; Metazoa; Chordata; Lepidosauria; Squamata; Anguidae
Product: zinc finger and SCAN domain-containing protein 21-like
Exons: 6
Coding region: 479-2692 (737 amino acids)
Biological process (GO): regulation of DNA-templated transcription
Molecular function (GO): DNA-binding transcription factor activity, RNA polymerase II-specific; RNA polymerase II cis-regulatory region sequence-specific DNA binding
Source: RefSeq, a predicted model, not a curated record
CUCACUUGGAGGAAACUGCGAGAACAACAGGAAGGCGAAAGAUUCUCACCUGGGCAGUGGGAUUGGAAGAUCAGUGCACCGGGCUGGUUUAGAAGCCCCUUUCUUGCUGGUUGGGAAUUUUGUCACUUCAGAUUUGGUGGGCAUCGCCCAUCGAUCCUGCUGUGUCACCUGGAGCAAUCGACCUGGCAUCUAAAACUAUGAAAUGUGCCGCUCUUAAGGAGGUGUGAAAAUUCUUCCAUGGUUGCCUCCCAGCGCUUCACCCAUGAAGUCCUUGGCUAAGAGUGACCUCUGUUAUCAUGAACCUCUCUGUUUAGCUCCCCUUUGAGGAGGCAGCUACAAAUAUCUAUUUGACGUGAGGGACUCUCUGUUAUAACAUUACGACCCAUUGUUCUUCUACUGUUGGGCUCGCCAGCUUAAAAGGACCCCGUUUUCUCCACCGUAUGUGGACGCUGCCUCCUGUUCAACACUGGCAGACAAAAUGGCCACCGAACUGAGGGCCGCGGGAGCCAUGAGUUAUUCCUUCCAGAAUGUUCUAGAAUGUGGAGUGAGCUCUGCCAGGAAAACAAGGGAGGAAGCCCAAGCCCAGCCUCUGGAAGCGGAUGGGGAAAGGAUGGUUCCACGUGUCAUUCAGGUUGGGACUAUUGGGGAGUUUCUAGGCUGGAUGGCUCCCCAAGAGUUGACUCAAAGACCAGAGGAGGGGGCGGCUCAGUGCUGGGAAACCCAGUGGCAGGAGGUCUUGAAGGCAGUGCAGCCCCUUCCCUCUGGGUGGGGAAGCCAACUGCAGUCGAAACCUUUGCCGUGGGACUCCUCCUGCGAGACGGUUACUCAGAGCAACCCGUGGCCUAGCAGAGAAGGGGUUGCUCAGCUCCUGGUGGACAACAAUGGAGACAUUCCACGGGCCUUUGGCAAUCCAGGCAUUGUAGAGAACAGGGCGGUGAAGGCAACUGUCAUGGGAGAAGGCGCCGUCAACACUGAGGCACGGCGCCAACGUUUCCGGCAGUUCAGCUACCAGGAGGCCCAGGGCCCCCGAGAGGUGUGGAAGAGGCUCCGGGAAUUUUGCCAGUGGUGGCUGACACCGGAGAAGCACACUAAGGAGCAGAUCCUGGAGUUGUUGAUCUUGGAGCAGUUCCUGGCCAUCCUGCCCCAGGAAAUGCAGAGCUGGGUGAAGGCCCGUUGCCCUCAGGUCUGUUCUCAGGCGGUGGCCUUGGCGGAAGAGUUCCUCCGAGGACAGCAACGAGAGGUCAAGGUGCUGAGGCCAUGCGACGAUGUGGUUGUGGUUUCCUCUGAGGCGGAGUGGUCUCCGUUGGACUCCGGAUCCAGCAGGCACGUCGGCCGUGAAGCUCAGCUGGAGGAUGGUCAGGAUCCCAGCUCAUCAGGGAAGACCCGAUGCUUGGAUACUUAUGCGCUUUCCACUGGUGAAAGAACAGUGAAUGGGAAUAAGUCGGGAACAUCUCAGCAAGUGUGUUCCGAACUGCCGGUGCUGCUCGGGACGUUAUUGGGACAAUCCGGUUCGCUCGACCGCGGUUGCCAGCUGGUGCAGGAGAACCGAACAGACCUGCCGGACAGGUGGGACGAAGCCACCCUCUGCAGCGAAGGGGUGUAUGAGACCGUGGUCCGCUUGGAGGAACACGGGCACUGGUGCCUGGAAUGUGGUGAAAGUUUCCAGGACGCGUCGCAACUCACGCGACACCAGAAGACGACUCACACGGGCCGCAAGCGUCCCGAGUGCCCGGAAUGCGGGAAGUCGUUCCGGGACAUCUCGCACGUCCUCCGGCACCAGACGGUCCACACGGGAGAGAAACCGUACGCGUGCCCUGAGUGCGGGCAGAGCUUCACCCAGAAACCUGCCCUCAACAGGCACCUGAGAAAACAUCUUGAUGACACUGACUUCGCAGGUUUGGAAGUGACCAUUAGAACUCCGAGGAUCCAAACGGGCCCCCGCAAGCGUCCCGAGUGCCUGGAGUGCGGGAAGAGUUUCCGGGAUGUUUCACAGGUCCUCCGGCACCAGACGGUCCACACGGGAGAGAGGCCCUAUAGUUGCCUGGAGUGCGGGCAGAGCUUCACUCAGAAACCGGCUCUGAAUAGACACAAGAGGAAACAUCUGGAAGACAAACCGUCUGGAGGCGACGGAGAAGUGCAUGUGAACCGAGAAAACACCAGUAUGGAGUUGGCAGUAUCGCAGGACAGGUUGUGGGGCGCGUCCCCAGAGAACGCGGCUGCUGCCAGGUGCGCUUCGAAGGACUGGCCAGGGAGGAACCAGCCUGGAGAGCCCAUGCUAGGUGUGGUUGGGGGACUCAGAGCAAGAAGGAACCUGAGCCGCCGGGGACAAAAGAAGUACUGGUGUUUUAUCUGCGUAAAAGGCUUCCGAGACAAGGCGGACUUGGUUAGGCACGAGAGAAUCCACACGGGGGAAAAACCAUACAUGUGUCUGGACUGUGGAAGGAGGUUUAAUCACACGUCGAGUAUGUACAAGCACCAACUCACCCACAGGAGACCGGUUCAUCCUGAGGCGAAAGAAUCCACAGGUGAGCACUUCAUCUGUGAGCAAGAUUAUAUUUUAAACGUAGAUGAAGCUGGUGAAGAAAGCAGUGGAGGGCUGAGCAAUGGAAUACAGGUGAAGAUUGAGGCUCAGGAGGAAGAACCCCACACAGGGCCAAUCCUGCUCAGCGUAGGAAAUGUUACAGAGCGAUGAAGUGGGUAGCGCUUGGACUUCUUUACAGAGCAAUUCAAAAGAGCCGGCCAAAUGCUUGUCUCUCCAGUUCAUUUCCACUGCUAGUUUGUACAUAUAUGUAAAGAUGUUUUCUUAUGAUUGACUGUGAUUAUUAUAUUACUAUUAUGUAUUAUUAUUAUUAUUAUUAUUAUUAUU